Molecule: messenger RNA, 1289 nt
Organism: Daphnia carinata
Lineage: Eukaryota; Metazoa; Arthropoda; Branchiopoda; Diplostraca; Daphniidae
Gene: fl(2)d
Product: pre-mRNA-splicing regulator WTAP-like
Exons: 5
Coding region: 93-1034 (313 amino acids)
Biological process (GO): regulation of alternative mRNA splicing, via spliceosome
Cellular component (GO): nucleus
Source: RefSeq, a predicted model, not a curated record
UAGUUUCAAAUCGCAUUAGAAUAAGUGUUAGAAUAAGAGGAUUUUCAGCUGUUACAAUUUGUUAUUGAAUUUUCUCAAAGAACAUUCCGACAAUGGGGGAGGUAGAGCGAGACGUUCCCACUAGAGUGUUAUUGAAUGAAGAAGAACUAGCUAAUCUUGACAAGUCCCAGUUCCUCCAGCAUUGGACAAAGCAAGAAUGUUACAUUACUUGGCUAGAGUCACAACUGUCCUCUGCACAAAUUGCUUCGGCUCCAGUUCGGGAAUUUGAAGAAAAACUGAAACAUUCAAUUUCUUCUGAAUGUGGUCGCAGAGAAAGUUUUCUUUUAAUGCGUUUGAACACUAAAGAGCAAGAAAUUCAGGAUCUAAUAGUCCAAAUUCAUGAACUGAAAGCAUUGCAAGCUGGUAGCUCAACAUCCUUGAGGUCUUCUCUGUUAGACCCUGCAGUCAAUGUACUAAUUCAACAUCUUCGGGGGGAGCUUGAUAAGUCCAAAUCAGCACUGGAGGAGACCCAAAAUGAACUCAGUGCAUGGAAGUUUACUCCAGACAGCAAUACAGGAAAACGAUUAAUGGCAAAAUGCAGACUCCUUUACCAAGAAAAUGAAGAAUUGGGAAGAAUGAUAUCCUCUGGCAGACUGGCAAAGCUUGAAGGUGAUCUAGCACUGCAGCGAAAUUUUAGUGAAGAAAUGAAGAAAUCCCAGUCAGAAUUAGAUGAAUUCUUAUUGGAAUUAGAUGAAGACGUUGAAGGCAUGCAGUCAACAAUCUAUUUCUUACAGCAGCAACUACGCCAAACACGGGAUCAACUAGUUGCAGUUCAAAAGGAGAACGAAAUUCUUCGAAAUUGUGGUGGCCAUGUGGAUGGUGUUAUCCAAAUUGAAGCGCAUUCGCCAGAAAAUCUUGUCGAUAUGGAUAAUUCGCGUAAUCAAGGAAGCGAAAUGGAUGAACAUUCAUUUCUCCAACAAAAUGCUACCGAUCUCCCUAGUAUUGUCAGCGAUCGGUGUAAUGGCCCAGUUCAGCCAUCUUUUCCCAACGAUUAGUUUAUACGCUUUUUUUUUACUAUUUAUCGAUACUUCGCUUCAAAACAGUAAAGUGUUCAUUCGGUUGUCGUUGAGUUGUUUAAAGUUUUCUAAUAAUUAUAAUAAGGUAUAGUAUAAUCGCUUAUACUACUUACCUUAUUAAUGAGCCUAGAUCACGAAAAUGAUUUUUCGUACAAAACAAUGUCCUAGACUGAAUGGAAUUUGCGGUAACCAAUGUCUUACUGUGAAAAUAUAUUAUAAUUUUUCUCGAUCAAA